AUGGAGUGGGGUCUCUGUGGAGCUGAGGAAGUUCUGUCUGAGUCCAGACUCCAGCACAGCUUCGUCAAGGAACAUUUCCAGGCCCAGUACAAGUCUUCUCUGACGUGUCCUCACUGCAUGAAGCAGAGCAACACCUUCGACCCGUUCCUCUGCAUCUCUCUGCCCAUCCCUCUGCGCCAGACCAGGUGGCUGUGUGUGGUUCUGGUGUUCAGCACUAAAGGCCAGCGGUACCUUCGGGUCGGACUCGCUGUGCCUCUGUUCGGCUCCGUGGCCACCCUGAGGAGGAUGGUGGCUGACGAGGGACAAAUCUCCCCAGACCAGGUGAUCCUGACGGAGGUUUACUCCACGGGUUUCCAUCGCUCCUUCUUCGAUGAGGAGGAUCUGACGAGCAUCGCUGAGAACGACGUGGUCUACGCCUUCCAGGCUCCGCCCCUUUACAUCAGAGGAGGCUCCGCACGCAUCUCAGGGUACCACCACAGCCUCCCCUCCUCUCCCUACUCCUCGGGUCCUGAGAGUCAGAGGUUACCUUCCUCUGGGACUUUAUCCUCAGAGUUCCUGAACCACGGGGUCCCAGUGAAGAUCCUGCUGCUCGUGUGCAACGCUGCUGGGACGGGACAACAAGCCGUCAGGUUUGGACCCCCGUUCCUGAUGAGGGAGGAUCGGUCUGUUUCCUGGGAGCAGCUGCAGCAGAGCAUCCUCAGCAAACUGUAUUACCUGAUGAUCAACGGGGCGCAGGCUCAGAACAUCAGAGUGAUGUUCAACGUCCGUGUGGUGGGAGGGUCGGUGUUUCACAGCUACCUGUCCCCUCAAGACGGACGGCCGCUGCACCACCCUGCUGUGGACAGAGUUCUGAAGCUCUGCGGCUCAGGAGGACCUCCUCAUGUGAAGCUGAUCAUCGAGUGGGAGCACCGGAUCAAAGACUGUGUGUUUGGGAACAUCCAGGAGGAGGUGGUGCAGCAGUCAGAGAGUGGGAGGAGUCAGCAGAAUGUCCAUCAGUUCAGCUGCAGCCUGGACGAGUGUUUCCAGCUGUACACCAAGGAGGAGCAGUUGGCCCCCGAUGACGCCUGGAAGUGUCCCCACUGUCAGCAGCUGCAGCAGGGCACGGUGAAGAUGAAUCUGUGGACGCUGCCGGACAUCCUCAUCCUCCACCUGAAGCGCUUCAGACAGGUGGGCGACCGGAGGAACAAACUCACCACCUUCGUGCAAUUCCCCCUGACCGGCCUGGACAUGACCCCACACAUGGUGACCCGAAACCACAACAACCCCCACCAGUCAAACCCAAACCACCAGUCAAACACAAACCACCAGUCAAACCCAAACCACCAGUCAAACACAAACCACCAGUCAAGCACAAACCACCAGUCGAACCAGCACCAGCAGCAGGGGUUGAAACCGUCCCGCCGAUCUGACCCGACUCCACCUGACUUCCUGUACGAUCUGUACGCCGUGUGCAACCACCACGGAGGAAUGCACGGCGGACACUACACAGCUUUCUGCAGGAACUCAGUGGACGGCCAGUGGUACAGUUAUGAUGACAGCAGUGCGGAGGCGGUGCCGGAGGCGGAGGUCUGCACACGUGGAGCCUACAUCCUCUUCUACCAGAGGAGACACACCAUCCCCUCGUGGUCCGCCAGCUCCUCCGUCACCGGUUCCACCAGUUCCUCCACGUCUGACCACUGGUUGGUUCGGCUGGCGGAGGGGGGCAGUAAACGGGGCAGUGUUGGGUCAGGAGGACCCCCCCCUGGAGCUCAGGAGACCAAACAGGCCCCAGCGUCUCCGGAGCUACCAGUGUUUCGAGAAGAACCGCCCAAAACAGAGGAAAAAAGUGGGUUUGAAGCCCAGCCGUUGGUCCGUGGGACUCCAGGCCGCAGCGUCAGCAUGAGAUCACCCACCAAACCCAAGGAGCCUCUGAGCAAAGUGCUGCCUCUGCGCUGGGCUUCUUUCGGCUCCAAGGAUCGCAUCAGACCCCCGGAAACGGCCAAGUCUGGAGAGCUGGUGGAGUAUCUGGAGUCUGGGCGGCGGCCCCGCUGCACCAAAGACCCCAUCGUAGCUCUGGUGGCGACCCCAACGCUGAAGAAGGCAAGAGGAGCGGACUGCAGCUCAACUAGCAACAGCAGUUUGAGUUUCUCAGAAAGACAAGGGUCCGAUUCUCCUAAAGCCCCGGAGGGACAAAGCAGAACUCGGGACGAUGCUAUUCUGAAGCAAAAGUCAUCGAAAAGACUAAGACAGGAGCACAGUAGGACCCUGGAUCUAAAGAGAGAGGAUCAAAUCAGCCACAGUGCGCCCCCCAGCAGAGACUCUACGCUCAGAAGGACUACGGUGGCCUGCAGGGCUCAAAAAGACUUCCCUCAAAGUCAAACAGAGGACAGAAGGGACGGCCGGAGCCACGAGAGCCUCCUGUCCUUCUUCAAACCCGGAUUCAUGAAGAAAGACGUCCCCGUGUCACCACUUAAAGGCCGACUGAACGGACACCAUGGGAAGCUGGCGAGCGGUAACUUAUCCAAACUGUCCCUCUCCAACGGGACGCUGGUGCCCGAGGAGAGGAAGGCUAACGGAGCGGCGCAUCAUCAUCAGUGUAAAGUAGGGAAUGGGAAGGCUGGGAAUCUGGAGCCGGUGGACAUUCAGCGCGCUCACAGCUCCAGCAACAUCCAGAGCAGGAUGGAUUUGACUUUCCACAGGUGUGCUUCCCUGCAGAGGAACGGAGACAUCGUGGCAGCUCCGUCCCACAGAGUCCUGCUGACGGAUAAACCCGGACACACCACUCUGCAGCGGACUCCACUCAGCACCUCCUCCCUGGUGCCUCUGUGACCGCCUGAGAGUCGGACUCCUUCCUGUUCCUGGAAACACUUCUCCUCCUAUAGUACUGUUAUAAGUUCUUACCUGUGUGUGUCUUAAACUAAAUCUAUGCAGUGUUGAAUUUACUGAGGAGAAAAAACUGCUGUAAUGUGAUUUAUUUAGCCCUUUUUUUGGUUUUACAAAGCAGUCUUCUGGUUUCAUUUUGAGUUUAUCUGAAAAGCAGAGUGUGGAUUUGGUGAAUUAGCAUUUUUUGGCCCAUUACCCUUUGUGCCACACGGGCUAAAACAUGUAUAAUUGUGAAAAGCUACUAACGCCUGCACUGUAAAUCUGCUGCUGAAGCCACACACAUCAUUGCUUUGUCAUUUUCAUCUUAUGUCACCAAUGCACUUCCUUUAAUUCAAUAUUCUGCUACCUUAACGAAGCUUAAGGAACAAUAACACAGCAGCAAAAUUGGAAAAAGCACUUUCUUUUCUGUGUUUUAUAUAUUAAUUUAUGAAAGAAUUUAUCUACAACUUGCAAACCAACAGAUUUCUAACAAAUGCACUUCUUUCAAAGAGGCACUAUUCUGCUUUUUGGGGUUUCCCCUCUCCUGUAGUGUG
Molecule: messenger RNA, 3395 nt
Organism: Trematomus bernacchii (emerald rockcod)
Lineage: Eukaryota; Metazoa; Chordata; Actinopteri; Perciformes; Nototheniidae
Product: ubiquitin carboxyl-terminal hydrolase 43-like
Exons: 15
Coding region: 1-2808 (935 amino acids)
Biological process (GO): protein deubiquitination
Molecular function (GO): cysteine-type deubiquitinase activity
Source: RefSeq, a predicted model, not a curated record